This is a messenger RNA of Lycium ferocissimum, 792 nucleotides long. RefSeq lists its product as uncharacterized. NCBI's taxonomy places the organism in Eukaryota, Viridiplantae, Streptophyta, Magnoliopsida, Solanales, Solanaceae. The record is from RefSeq and is a predicted model, not a curated record.
AUGGUGCUGAGGUGGUCUAAUGGCGCUCUGACAGACACUCAUCAAUUUUUUCUGGGAGGUAACUUAUUGCCGGUGAUGACCGUUUCCAUGGCUGUUGAGUUCAGAGCUGAAGUUGAAGAGAGUGUAAGAGUACUAAAAAAUGCUGCCAAAACAAGAAAGGUUCCAGGAGAGGAGAUCAUGGCUGCUUUCUCUGACAUUGAGAGAAGCAAAAUUGAUUCCUCCAGGUUUCUUGAAACACUCGGUGGAACCAAAUCUCCUGGGAGGACGUGGAUGCUCAUUUUUACGGCUGAGAAAGGGUUAGGAAAAGGGAAAUAUUUCCCAAUCACAGCCAUUCAGAGAUUUGAUGCAGCUGCAAAGAGGAUUGAAAAUGGCGUCUACCUGGGGCCUCUUGGAUUCUUGACAUUUGAAGGGCCAUUUUCAUGGAAGAAUAGGAUUCUAGCUUUUGUAUUUGAGCGGCUUCGGAUAAAAAUUGGACCCUUUGAUCCUUUUGAUAUCAGUAUUAAGGGAAAAGAAGAAAGAGAACCGAGCAAUAAGGAUAAGGAUCCAUUUUUCAUCUGGUUUUACAUUGAUGAGGAAAUAGCCGUUGCUCGAGGACGGAGUGGAGGGACAGCUUUCUGGGUCCGUUGUCGACGUGUCAGCUAGUCGUGAAAGCAUUUGUAUGUAUGUAUAUUUUGACUCUCCCAAUGCACAUGACAUUAGAUAGAUAUAUUAUACUAAUGAAAUUGUGAAGUGUAUGGCAUAUGUAAAGGAACAAGGAGAGAGAUUGUCAAUAUUAUAGGGAUCGUUCCUUUC